Molecule: messenger RNA, 2701 nt
Organism: Passer domesticus (house sparrow)
Lineage: Eukaryota; Metazoa; Chordata; Aves; Passeriformes; Passeridae
Exons: 11
Coding region: 1-2406 (801 amino acids)
Molecular function (GO): protein binding
Source: RefSeq, a predicted model, not a curated record
AUGGCUCAGAAGAGGCUUAAAAUAGUGUCCGGGUGUGUAAGAGUGGAGGCCGCCCUGCCGCAGGCGCUGCCGGAGCCGCCCCGGCCCGAGCUGCUGGCCCGCGCGUUUCCCCUCAGGCCGGGGCGGCCGCUGCCGGAGGCGCUGCCCGGAGCCGGAGCUGCCUGUGCGGCGGAGCGGCCGCGCUUCCCGGCCGGGCCGGGGCGCCUGUGCGGGCGCUGCUUGCGGGGCCGUGCCGGCCUCGCCGAAGCUGCCCGCGGCUCCCUUUGCGCGGCGGUCGCUGCCGGUGCCGGCGCGCUGAGGCGGAGCUGCCGCCCCUCAGGCUGCCCGCGCUUCCCGCCAUUGGCGCUGCGGCUCCCUCAGGCUCUGCCGGCGGCCAUCCCGCCUGUGCCCGGCUUUCGGGAAGCUGCCCGCGCUCUCCCGGCGCCAGGCGGGCUUUGGCCCUGGCUGGAUGCCGGCUGCCCACCAAAGGCGCUAGAUUUCACUGGCAACUCUGUUGAAGCUCUUGGAAAACAGGCCUGGAAGGACUACCCAUGGGCUGAGACAUUAGUGCUCAGGGACAAUGAGCUGCGGACAGUGAAGAGCCAUUCCCUGGAGGGACCGUUCCUGCUGAAGCACCUAAAUCUCUCCGGGAACGGCCUCACGCGGAUCCGCAGCGGCACUUUCCAGGCCUGGCAUGGGAUGCAGUUCCUCCAGGAGCUGAUCCUCAGCCAAAACCCGCUGGUUGUGAUAGAUGACUCUGCCUUCUUCAAGCUGCCCUCAGUGCGCUCUCUGCAAGUGCCCAAGGAGACGGCCUGCUGCCUGUGCCAGGAGCGUCCCCGGCCCGAGAGCCCCUGCAGGACCAUCCAGUUCCUGUGCGAGAAGCUGUGCAGCAGCAGCGCCCCGCAGUGCGUUCACUCAACUGUGCUGCAGACACGGGGAGAAGUAAUGGACAUGGAGCAACGCAGAGAGCUGAACACCAGCCCUGUGUUGAUCCUCAAGCCCAUGGAACCUUCACUGGGAGAUCAUGGAACUGCAACGCUUGUGGUUGCCCUGACCCAGAGCGCUGAGGGUGGUGUCAGCAGCCUGGAUAGCUCCAGAAGAAAUUCAUAUCCCCCUCAGCAUCUCUUGGGGCACGAAGGCAAAACAAGUGCUGGUGACCUGAGGGCCAAGGUCAAGAAGAAGCUGCACAAGGCAGAAAGCAUCAAGGCUGCAAGAAUCACUGUCCCACACCAGCCCCAGCCUGCCAGGCUGAAGCAUGUGGUGGAAAAGACACCCUCAAGCUGGCAUCAAGAGAAGAUGGAGUCACGUUUAUACUGGCAAGGAUUAAAGCCCUCAGCUGUAGCUGGUGGAUUAAAACAUGCUGACGAUCCCUCCAUCUCUGGACAACACAGAGAUGAGGAGGAAGAUCCAACUGCCAGGAAGUACCACGUCAGGACACACAAACGGCACAAGAAGAAGGACAGGCAGUAUUGGGUUGGACAUAAUCCGCUUUUCUACCAGGUGCUGAGCCCUGUGAAAGUGGAGCGAAGGUCCAGAUCUGCCCAGGGUCUAAACAGGGACGUGGAUUUUCUCUCUGACCCGUUGGUUCAGAGCCACCCCGCUGUGAGCAGCAGACGAGGAGCCACGGCUGAAGAGAAGCAUUCCUCCAUCGGCGGCCACCUCCUGCUCAUGCCUGACACCAGAGAGGAGGAAGACUCCAUGCUCCUCCAUAAACCUGUGAGACCCCGAAGUGCGGACCUUGCGCCAGUACUAAAAGACCUGGAAACCAAUGCUGAUCAUCACCAGCAGUUGAUGGAGGCACACAAAGGCCUGAAGACAUUCAUGGCCCACGUGGAGCGAGCCCUGAGGAGGGACUGCAGCCUGCCCCAGCUCAAGCAGGCCUGUGCCAAGAUGGUCAAAAAGACCAGGCUGCUUCUAAAGGUGCUCCAAGAGAGGCAAGAGAACCAGGGAGCCUAUGAUCCAAUGGAGCAGUGUCGUCAGCAAGAGAACAUGAUCAUUCACAUGGCCUUGGGGAAGGACAAGGGACUCACAGGGAAGCAAAAACUGGAGGUUGUGGUGUACGUGAUCACAUUUCUGGUUUUGCUGUUUUUAUUCAUCUUGGUUUUCCUGAUACUGAAGUGUGUCUUCCACAAGCGCUCCCGACAGAGUGAACUUGACUCCCAGCCUGGCCACCCCAGGAAAUUGUUGCUGAGAAGGUUCUGUGCAAAACUGCCACAGAGAGGGAGGAAGGAUAACAAGGAGGCACAGAAUGUAGAGCAGCCUUUGCCCUACAGGGCAGAGAGCUCCUCCAAGUGUUGCCCCUGUUCCCAGGCUGUUCAUGGUGCUUCCCAGUGCUGUUCCCUGUUCAGCAAGUCUGAAUUGCUGUGGAUUCAACGCAUCAGGGAUGCCUAUGAAUCCCAGAGAUCAGCAUCCCGGGAAGAGGCAUAGUGUGAAGAACAAAGGUAGAAGACUUUCAAGAAGUUAAUGGGAUGCCACAAUUGUCCACCUCCCAUUUAGCUGAGGCUCUCCUUGGAUGCUGCUUUGUUGGCUGUUUUUAUUUCCUUACAUGCUUUUUCCUUGACUGUUAUUUUCUUGCUGUCACUGCUGAGGGAAGGCCAGAGGGUGCUGCAGGCAAGCACAAGCUCUGGGACACCCAGAGAAGGCAUCAGUAUCUCAGGGUUUUCCUCAUCCCUUGUCGCAAUGUUUUACCCUGCAUUCAAUAAAAACCAAGUUUGUUCUCGUU